Molecule: messenger RNA, 774 nt
Organism: Spirometra erinaceieuropaei
Lineage: Eukaryota; Metazoa; Platyhelminthes; Cestoda; Diphyllobothriidea; Diphyllobothriidae
Source: the annotation of a GenBank genome assembly
AUGCAGGACGCCUGGACUGCUCGCAAAACUGAGGAGAACCAAGGCUACGCGGACCGCAACAAAUGGAAGAACUUCUUCUCCACGAUCACAGCCGUCUACGAUCCACCGACGAAGGGCACUGCUCCUCUCCUCAGCGCCGAUGGCAGUAGCCUUCUGAUCGAGAAGACACAAAUUCUACAGAGAUGGGCCGAGCACUUCCGAGGCGUCCUCAAUCGCCCUUCCGCCAUCUCCAAUGCCGCAAUCACCCGCUUGCCGCAAGUGGAGACCAACGUGGACCUCGACCUCCCGCCAUCUCUCCAGGAGACCAUCAGGGCCGUGCAGCAGCUAUCCAGCGGGAAAGCGCCCGGAUCGGACGCGAUCCCUGCUGAGAUCUACAAGCACGAUGGUCCCCAAUUAAUAGAUCACCUGAAUGCGCUCUUCCAGGAGAUGUGGCGUCAAGGCGAAGUCCCGCAAAAUUUCAAGGACGCAACAAUCGUGCAUCUCUACAAGCGAAAAGGGAAUCGCCAAGUCUGCGACAAUCACCGCGGCAUCUUCCUGUUGAACAUCGCCGGGAAGAUCUUCGCCCGCAUCCCUCUCAACCGCCCCAAUAAUCACCUGGAACAGCGCCUUCUACCGGAAAGCCAAUGCGGCUUCCGUCGUCAUCGCGCGACCACAGAUAUGAUCUUCGCCGCCCGUCAACUACAGGGGAAGUGCCAGGAGAUGCGGACCCACCUGUACUCUUCCUUCGUGGACCUGACGAAAGCCUUCGACACGGUGAAUCGUGAAGGACUGUGA